This is a messenger RNA of Candoia aspera, 14498 nucleotides long. RefSeq names its product molybdenum cofactor synthesis 1 (gene MOCS1). The transcript is spliced from 12 exons. Gene Ontology annotation, molecular function: 4 iron, 4 sulfur cluster binding; cyclic pyranopterin monophosphate synthase activity; GTP 3',8'-cyclase activity. NCBI's taxonomy places the organism in Eukaryota, Metazoa, Chordata, Lepidosauria, Squamata, Candoiidae. The record is from RefSeq and is a predicted model, not a curated record. Gene Ontology annotation, biological process: Mo-molybdopterin cofactor biosynthetic process. Bases 2634 to 4583 code for a protein of 649 amino acids.
UCCGAGUCCAGCCGAGCAGGGGCUGUCGGUCCGGGGCACCGGCGAGGCAGCAGCAGCAGCAGCACGCGGUGGAAUUGCCCUCUGAGCAGUUUGCUCAAACCGACUAUUCGUUCUGACCGCUGGCAUCACCAACCUCCACCUCCAACCCCCAUCAUGAUUGAUGGUCAGCAACACUUUGAAGUUAAAGAAAUUUUAGAUUCUAGAUGCCUUCGCAAUACUCUGCAAUACUUAGUUCGCUGGAAGCAUUUCCCUCAUCCGGAGUGGGUCGCUGCACCAGAUGUGGCUUCUCCUGUCCUAGUGGCCCGUUUCCACUCUGCUUAUCCCACUAAGCCGGGUCCCUAGGUGUAUUUUUGGGGAGGCGGUAUGUCAUGUUCGCCGUUUCAAUGUCUUUGAUACAUCGUAAUGUUUCGCAUGUCAUUAGCUGGAUGCGUGUUUCAUCUUUCUUGGGAGGAUGGGAGUAUUUAUCUUUUGGCUUUGCUCUGGAAUGUAUUUGCAUUAUCUACUGCGUUCAAGGUUACUUUCCCAGGCUAGCAGCUCUGAUGAUUGCUAGCACCUGUGCCGGGCGGGGCUGUUACGAGGGAGGCGGGAUACGUUUGCACCAAGGGUUUAAGUUUGUAUUUGGCGCGCUUUUGCUCAUUCUCAGCUUUCUCUGUAUUUGUCCUAAGUUCCUAAAUAAAUCAGAUUUCAUAUAGCAGCCUCUUGUGAGUCUGAGUAUUUGGGCUGGGGCAAUCAUUACAGUAAGAUGGUAUCUCUCUGAAGUAAUUGUACAAGGGUGCUGAUGCAUAAUUAUUUCUAAUCCUCCCAGAACCUUUCACUGAAGCAUUCAGGGUUAAACAGUGUGUACAUUUCCUUGGAACAAGUUGGAAGUUUGGAUUUCAGGUCCCAUGUCCAAACAAAAUAAAAUCAAUUGUAGGUCAAAGCAGGACUGUCCACAGCAAACUUCAGUGACACAGCAAUUUGUACACAGGGAUAUCAUAACACUGUAGUAUCCUAACCUCUGAUGCAAACUUUCAAAGAAACUUUUUAGGUGAACUAUGACAGAAAAAUUCAGCUCUGCAUAGUUCAGCUUCUAACAUGCGUCAUGUGCUAGUAUAAAUUAAGGAUGUGCGGAGGUAAUUAAAGGAGGUGAAAGUUAAGCAUUUAGCAUGGCUACAGUUUAAAACCUACAAGCUGUUGCAGACUUUAUACUUAUGUGCAGAAUAUGGGAAAUCAGACAAUAUCAAUCUAUUUCCUAAGUAUAAUUGAGAUUUGAUGAAAUGGGGCUCAUGAAAUGCUGUGAUGGAAGGCUACAACUUAUUCAGAAAAGAAUUGAUGUAUUAUAUGUGAAAAUCUAUACCAAAAAAUAAAUGGAGAAAUUUUAAGAAUUGAACUAGUUAUAGUUUCUCAGAUCAUCAAAAAUUUGUAGAUAUGAGGGAUUGGUGCCUCAGCUAACCUUGGCUCCUCUUUAAAAGAGACACACCUGUUUAUCACUUGGAUGGGAGACCACCAGAAAAUCUCAGGACAUUAGGCUAAACUGUAAUUUUUUUUAAAAAUCCCAGAAGGUGGUUCCAAAAUGCUGUCAAAAAACUAAAUGGAUAGGUCAAUGAAUUCACUAGGAGUUGUGCAUGACUCAAUAAACUUUUUAUUUAAUAUGUCUUGGGAGGCCAUCUUCUCCAACCAUGGAAUGCUUGUUAUUUUUCUGACAUGUCUUUCAAGAAUGAAGGACAAAUGAAUGGAUUUACUAAUCAUCAAUUUAUUUAUUUAUUUAUUGGAAGAAUGGUAAUUGAGAAGUGGCAAUGCAUUGCUAGAAUUCAAAUACAAAUAUCAGCAGUUAGAAAAUGAAAUAUGCAAGUUUAGGACUCCAGGUACUUGUCUUGGGCACUGUAAUCAUGAAAAGGUUUCUGGAUAUGUAGAAAAUAAGCAUUUAUCAAUGUAUAUGAUGCUCAAUCCCCCCAAAGGUUCUAAGCAGCUUACAAAUAAUACAAAGGGUUAAAUAAAAACAAUGAAAAAAUAAAAACCGUAAGACAUAACAAAAUUCAAACAGCCACAAAACCUUUAUAAUCACACUAAGGGAAAAAAAUCAUAGUAGCACCAAUCACUGACUGCAAGAUGAGAAUGCACCAUGCUAUCAACUCCCAAAUGCUUUCUGUAACAGCCAGGUCUUGGCAGCUUUCCUAAGUGCCAAUAGGGUUGGUGCUGAUCUGACCUUAGGUAGAGCAUUGGUCCAAAGGAGAGGGCAGCGAGAGGAAAGGCAUUUCUUCAUGGUCCCUGAUGAUAGCAGUCCUUCAAGGAUGGGUGUAUUAGAAUACAAACUCUAGAAACCGCAGCUAGCAUGACCUAUGGAUUGAAGGUGCAAAGGAGGAACAGAGAGUGGCAAUUGCUUUAAUUUCCUGCCUAUGCCUUUCUAAGGGCUCUGGCUGACCAUUAUUGGGUUUGGUCAAGGGUGUGCAGUGACUUUGGUGCCUUAUGCGACCCCCAGAGUUUUUCCAAAGUUGCUCAUGACUUUUGCUUUUUAACAUGACAGAAUAGGACAGUUAUUAAAUGAGGAUGCUCAAAUUAACUGUACAUAAAUUGAACUUAAAUUUAGUUUUUCUUCUGGUUCUAUCCUGCUCAGCUUUUAGAGUGCAUGCAUCUGAAUGCCAUUCAAACACUAAAUGUGGCCACUGACUCUCAGACUAGAAGAUCUUCAAGAGGCAAUUGCAGUCCCAAGAAGAACACGCUUCUUAUCUGAACAUGCUGCCCCUUUUUCUGCUUUCCUGACUGAUAGCUUUGGACGCCACCAUAACUACUUGAGAAUCUCCCUAACUGAGAAAUGCAACCUCAGAUGUCAGUAUUGUAUGCCAGAGGAAGGAGUUCAGCUAACUCCCAAAUCCGAGUUGUUGAGCACCCAGGAAAUCAUCACUCUUGCCAAACUCUUUGUGAAAGAAGGUGUGGACAAGAUCCGUUUGACCGGAGGAGAGCCCCUCAUCCGGCCUGAUGUGGUGGACAUCAUAGCUCAGCUGCGCAAGUUAGAAGGGUUGAAAACCAUCUCUGUCACAACCAAUGGGAUCAAUUUAGCCAGACUCUUACCCCGGCUGAAGGAGGCUGGCCUGGAUGCCAUUAAUAUCAGCUUGGACACAUUGGUGCCAGCUAAAUUUGAAUUCAUUGUCCGUCGAAAAGGAUUCCACAAGGUAAUGGAAGGAAUUCACAAAGCUCUUGACCUUGGAUAUAAUCCUGUUAAGGUGAACUGUGUGGUUAUGAGAGGACUCAAUGAAGAUGAGCUGCUGGAUUUUGUUUCUCUUACAGAAAAGCAGCCCCUGGAUGUGCGCUUUAUAGAAUACAUGCCUUUUGAUGGCAACAAGUGGAACUUCAAGAAAAUGGUGAGCUACAAGGAAAUGCUGGAUACAAUCAAACAAAGAUGGCCAGACUUGAGAAAGUUGCCCUGCGAAGAAGCCUCUAGCACUGCCAAGGCAUAUAAGGUACCGCAUUUUCAGGGGCAAGUCAGCUUCAUCACUUCCAUGUCAGAGCAUUUCUGUGGAUCCUGCAAUCGACUGAGGAUCACAGCUGACGGGAACUUGAAGGUCUGCCUUUUUGGAAGUUCAGAAGUGUCCUUGCGGGAUCACUUACGAUUUAAUGCCUCAGAAGAGGAGUUGAUUCAGAUUAUUGGAGCAGCUGUUGGCAGGAAAAAGAAACAACAUGCAGGGAUGUUCAACAUUUCCCAAAUGAAGAACAGGCCAAUGAUCCUCAUUGAGGCAACAUCAAGGUCAUUCCCACUGCUCCAAGAUGCCCUGCAGGACCAAGCAAAUUUGAAUGAUUGGGGCCUCAGACAAGGCCACUGCCUGACUCUGAAAGAAAGUUUAUCCAAACAGAUGGGGAAAAAGUUUAAAACAAAUUUGUUUACAGGAUUCCAUGCCUUGCCAGGAUCUUGCUCAGCACGACAGCUUGCAUCAAGGAUUCCACAAGCUCAGCUCAGUAGCAACUGCUUUCUCCAGAAAAGUUUGAGCUCCAACUUGAAUGAAAAGUGCCUUUGGACAGGAUCUCCUCUCUCCAAGCAGGCUUCCGGUGUGAUUGGAGACAUUCAUUCUGGGAUGGUAAGCCAAGCCCAGAAGAGUUGGAGAUCUCUUUCUACUUCCAAAUUUUUUGCUGCCUCUGAUUGUUUAACCCACAUUGACCGAGAAGGCCGGGCAUCAAUGGUAGAUAUUGGAGGAAAGCCAGACUCCGAAAGGAUUGCAGUGGCUUGUGCUGUGGUCCGUUUGGGUGUGAAGGCAUUUAAUUUGGUGCAGCAGAACCAAAUAAAAAAAGGUGACGUGCUGGCAGUGGCCCAGAUAGCCGGAAUCCAGGGAGCCAAGCUGACAAGCCAGCUCAUUCCACUGUGCCAUAAUGUCCCACUGAGUCUGGUUGAGGUUGGUCUUACUCUGGAUGCAGAAAAACAUGCCAUUGUCAUUCGGGCUCUGUGCCGCACCCAUGGAAAAACUGGGGUGGAGAUGGAAGCUUUGAUGGCUGCCAGUCUUGCUGCUUUGACAGUGUAUGAUAUGUGCAAAGCAGUGAGCCAUGACAUAAUCAUUGAAGAUGUAAAACUCCUCAGCAAGCAAGGAGGCCAGAGGGGUGACUUUAAGCGAGACUGAUUCCAAACUUAAAGUUUUUAAUCAAGAGAUCAACACAUUAUGCUCUGGGUACAACUUUAGCCACAUCAUCUUCAGAAUUAGGAACCAGGAUUCUGACCGUUAACCCUGAUAAAUCAUAACCUGAGUUAUUUGUCUUGUUUUGGCUGUAUAACAUAGGCUAAGGACUACUCUUUUGCCUGCCUUCUUCCAUGUAGCAACUGGCCUUUUUGCCUGUAGGUUCUAAGUGCUCACACUGCUACAAUUUGUAGUAGUUGCUAAGGGUACUUGAGGUUAGCACUUUAUUCUGAUUUUGUGCAAGGUUACGGUCUUCAGUAUUCACAGUAUUCCAUCUCCUUUCAAUUGCACUAAAGUAUUCACACAGCAGGAUUUCAGCAUGAAUCUCCUGUUUAAGAAUAUUCAGACCCAGAAUUCUCAGAUGAAUUACGAUUUUAAUACCAUAUGGUAUCCUAACACUGGAAAAUAUGAACUGUGAGUCACCUUGAUCACUCCCUAUGUAGACCAAAGAUGAUUUUGAAUAGUGAGAAUAGUUUCAAUUUGUCUUUAAAAAUGGAAGGUAAAUAUUUGUUGGUUGGAAAUAGUUGCAAACUAGUCUCCAUACUGUCAAAAAUAUAGGUUCCCAAUAGUGCUAAGCACAAUUCCUUGCACAAUUAACCUUGUUUUCUGGCAGAAAAUGUAUGUCUUUUUUUUUUGCCUUUGAGUCAGACUUGACUCCUGAUGACUACACAGACUAGUCCAUGCAGUUUUCUAGGCAACAUUUUUGGAAGCGGUUUACCAUUGCUUACUUCCUAGGGCUAGCUAUUACUUAAUUUUCUUCUAAUCUUCCAGAUUAUUUUUUGGAAAUCAUCUUCUUUCAUCUAAAUUAUUUUUCAAAGCUCAUAGACUUCUUUCUGUUCCCUAAGGGGAAAAAAGAUGACAUUUUCUGUAAGAAUACCAAGUACUGAAAUCACCACAAUAACUUUCUACAAACAAUUAUCUAUCCUAUCCAUAGUGACUCAGUGGGCCCCACUGUAUGGAAGGGAAGUGUUCUCAAAACUCCUAUCGGUCUUCGUACCCUGACCCUGCCUCCUGCUCUUGGAAUAGUGGCUUAUUAGUUCCAGCUACCAUCUAUCAUUUAGGAAAGAACUGCAUCUUCCUGCCUAAUCCCAGUGUGUAGGAGAGAGAAGGUUCCUGUCAAUCCUGUCACUUCCUGACAAUCACUAGGUAAAAGUGAAAAAAAAAAUACUGCUCCGUCUUGGAGAGAGAGAGAGUAGAAACAUGUGACUAAGAGUGUCAGCUCUCCUUUGGAGAUAAACCAAUCAUACAAGAUACAGACAAAAUUAAACAUUAUUUUUAAAAAGAAAGACAACAUUGCAGAAAAACGUUUAGCUUUAAAUAUUGAAUACAAGUGAUCUAUGUUGGAAAAGAUAAAUUACAGUUGUUUAUUCGUUUAGUUGCUUCCGACCCAUCGUGACUUCAUGGACCAGCCCACGCCAGAGCUUCCUGUCGGUCGUCAACACCCCCAGCUCCCCCAGGGACGAGUCCGUCACCUCUAGAAUAUCAUCCAUCCACCUUGCCCUUGGUCAGCCCCUCUUCCUUUUGCCUUCCACUCUCCCUAGCAUCAGCAUCUUCUCCAGGGUGUCCUGUCUUCUCAUUAUGUGGCCAAAGUAUUUCACUUGUGCCUUUAAUAUCAUUCCCUCAAGUGAGCAGUCUGGAUUUAUUUCCUGGAGGAUGGACUGGUUUGAUCUUCUUGCAGUCCAAGGCACUCUCAGAAUUUUCCUCCAACCCCACAGUUCCAAAGCAUCGAUCUUCCUUCUCUCAGCCUUCCUUAUGGUCCAGCUCUCGCAGCCAUAUUUUACUACAGGGAAUACCAUUGCUUUAACUAUGCGGUUAUGCGGACCUUUGUUGUCAGUGUGAUGUCUCUGCUCUUAAUUAUUUUAUGGAGAUUUGUCAUUGCUCUUGUCCCAAGGAUUAAACGUCUUCUGAUUUCCUGACUGCAGUCAGCAUCUGCAGUAAUCUUUGACCUAGAAAUACAAAGUCUUUCACUGCUUCUACAUUUUCUCCCUCUAUUUGCCAGUUAUCAAUCAAGCUGGCUGCCAUAAACUUGGAUUUUUGAGGUUUAGCUGCAAGCCAGCUUUUGCACUUUCUUCUUUCACCUUCAUCAUAAGGCUCCUCAGUUCCUCUUUGCUUUCAGCCAUCAAAGUGGUAUCUUCUGCAUAUCUGAGAUUGUUAAUGUUUCCUCCAGCGAUUUUAACUCCAGCCUUGGAUUCCUCAAGCCCAGCAUGUCUCAUGAUGUGUUCUGCAUACAGGUUGAAUAGGUAGGGUGAGAGUAUACAGCCCUGCCGUACUCCUUUCCCAAUUUUAAACCAGUCCGUUGUUCCGUGGUCUGUUCUUACUGUUGCUACUUGGUCGUUAUACAGAUUCUUCAGGAGGCAGACAAGAUGACUUGGUAUCCCCAUACCACUAAGAACUUGCCACAAUUUGUUAUGGUCCACACAGUCAAAGGCUUUAGAAUAGUCAAUAAAACAGAAAUAGAUGUUUUCUGAAACUCCCUGGCUUUUUCCAUGAUCCAGCGGAUAUUGGCAAUUUGGUCCCUAGUUCCUCUGCCUUUUCUAAACCCAGCUUGCACAUCUGGCAAUUCUCGCUCCAUGAAUUGCUGAAGUCUACCUUGCAGGAUCUUGAGCAUUACUUUACUGGCAUGUGAAAUGAGUGCCACUGUUCGAUAGUUUGAACAUUCUUUAGUGUUUCCCUUUUUUGGUAUGGGGAUAUAAGUUGAUUUUUUCCAAUCUGAUGGCCAUUCUUGUGUUUUCCAAAUUUGCUGGCAUAUAGCAUGCAUUACCUUGACAGCAUCAUCUUGCAAGAUUUUGAACAGUUCAGCUGGGAUGCCGUCGUCUCCUGCUGCCUUGUUAUUAGCAAUGCUUCUUAAGGCCCAUUCAACCUCACUCUUCAGGAUGUCUGGCUCUAGCUCACUGACCACACCGUCAAAGCUAUCCCCGAUAUUGUUAUCCUUCCUAUAGAGGUCUUCCGUAUAUUCUUGCCACCUUUUCUUGAUCUCUCCUUCUUCUGAUAGGUCCUUGCCAUCUUUGUUUUUGAUCAUACCCAUUUUGGCCUGGAAUUUGCCUCCAAUGUUUCUAAUUUUCUGGAAGAGGUCUCUUGUCCUUCCUAUUCUAUUGUCUUCUUCCACUUCUGCGCAUUGCUUGUUUAAAAAGAAUUCCUUAUCUCUUCUGGCUAACCUCUGGAAUUUUGCAUUUAAUUGGGCAUAUCUCCCCCUAUCACUGUUGCUUUUUGCUUUCCUUCUUUCUUGGGCUACUUCUAGUGUUUCAGCAGACAGCCAUUUUGCCUUCUUGGUUUUCUCUUUCUUUGGGAUGUAUUUUGUUGCCGCCUCCUGAACAAUGUUGCGAACUUCUGUCCAGAGUUCUUCUGGGACCCUAUCUACUAAGUCCAGUCCCUUAAAUCUAUUCUUCACCUCCACUGCAUAUUCCUUAGGAAUAUUAGUGAGCUCAUAUCCAGCUGAUCUGUGGGUCUUCCCUAAUCUCUUUAGUCUGAUCCUAAAUUGUGCAAGAAGAAGUUUGUGAUUGGAACUACAGUCAGCUCCAGGUCUUGUUUUUACCAACUGUAUAGAUGUCCGCCACCUUUGGCUGCAAAGGAUGUAGUCAAUCUGAUUUCGGUGUUGUCCAUCUGGUGAAGUCCAUGUAUAAAGCCGUCUCUUAGGUUGUUGGAAGAGAGUGUUUGUUAUGCAGAGUGAGGUGUCUUGGCAAAAUUCUAUCAGCCUAUGUCCUGCUUUGUUUUGUUCUCCCAGGCCAUGCUUACCUGUAAUUCCAGGUGUCAUUUGACUGCCCACCUUAGUGUUCCAGUCUCCCGUGAUGAAAAUAACAUCUCUUUUUGGCGUGUUGUCCAGUAGGUGCUGCGAAUCCUCAUAGAACUGCUCUACUUCAGCUUCUUCAGCAUCUGUGGUUGGGGCAUAUAUUUGGAUUACUGUGAUGUUAGAUGGCUUGCCCUGAAUUCGAACUGAGAUCAUUCUAUCAUUUUUUGGAUUGUAUCCAAGCACUGCUUUAGCGGCUCUACUAUUAAUUAUGAAGGCUACUCCAUUUCUUCUGUGGUCCUCUUGUCCACAGUAGUAGAUCUGGUGGUCAUUUGAUGUGAAGUGGCCCAUUCCAGUCCAUUUCAGUUCACUGACGCCCAAAAUGUCUAUCUUUAAUCUUGACAUCUCACUAAUAACCACAUCCAAUUUGCCCUGGCUCAUAGAUCUUACGUUCCAGGUUCCAAUGGCGUGUUGAUCCUUAGAUCAUCGGAUUCGCCGUUCACCACCAGCACCGUCGGCCUCUAGCUGUCUUUUCGGCUUUGAGCUAGCUGCGCCAUCACGUCUGGGGCUAGUUGAACUCAUCCUCUGUUCCUUCCCAGUAGCAUUUUGACCAUCUUCCAACCUGGGGGUCUCAUCUUCCGAUGGUAUACCGACAUAUCUCUGGUUGUACUGAUCCAUUUAGUUUUCAUGGCAAGAAUACUGGGGUGGGUUGCCAUUGCCUUCCUCAGGGAUCGCAUUUAGUCUGACCUCUCUGUCAUGACCUUCCCGUCUUGGGUGGCCCUUCACGGUUUAGCUCAUGGCAUCAUUGAGGUGCUCAAGCUCCAGCACCACAACAAGGUAACAAUCCUUUGCUGAAGUAAAUUACAGAGUUGCUCUAAUACAAAAAUCCAGCAACUACAAAAGAAGGGAAUAAGGAAAGGAUCCAAUGGAACAUAUAAAAGUAAAUGUAUAGAUUCCAGUGGGUAAUAAGAUGGCCUGCUGAAAUAAGGUUAAACUGGUUUUAAAAGGUCAACAGCACAAGUUUCCUGAAAGAUUGGUUUGAAAUGAGAGAGAAAUACAAUAUCCUUAAACUAUGCAGGGACAUAAAAAGGAUUGCAACAUAAAUAAUACAGGUUAAACUUUGCACAGUUAUAAGUAAGCAUUAUUAAACUUUUCUAGAGAAUAGACUGCUUGAAUCAGAUUCCCUUUUUGGAAAUUCCUUUCUUCCAGGAAAUUUCCCUUUAAUUAGAGGCUGGAGGAAAACGUUGGUAGUUCUAUUACCUCCACCUCAGCACAUCAUCUUCCUUUCUUUUUUCCUGGAGUUCUUCCUGCAGUUUUCCCAAAGUACAAAGCCACCACCACCUCCUGGAGCAAAAGGGUCUAGGGCAAAUCUCCCUUUUGCUUAUGUGCAGAAGCUCAUGCCCAAGAGAAAAUGUGCCCUGGGUAUGUCUAAGCCUGAUGGGCAUGAGGGGCUGGGAAACUCUGAAUGUCAGACUUUGAUGCCUUCCUUUUGUAACACAAUAAAUAAAUCACCCACCCACCCAUCCUAAACUUCUGGAUGUUCAAGCCCAUUGUAUCCUUCACAUUCACAUUAACAUUGAAGUGGGUGUAAUUCUUAGUAAGUAAUGCACUGGGAUUGAAACAAGUAGGACAAAGUAUCUUCACUAAGUUUCUUACCACAAGAUGCAUUUUUAUUUUCUAGUCCAUUUUUUCCUGCCUAGGAAACUUUCAGGUGCAAGAGCCUUUAGAGACUAACCAAAGUAUUUUAAUUCUGAGCAUUGUUGCUUUAAAACUCAUUAAUAGCAUUUUAAAGGAAAGUGAUAUUUUUUCCUACUCUCCUACAUAUGCUGUGCUUGAGGGUCACUUUUGCUAACACUUCUCCAAGCCCUCCCCCCACUGUAUGUGCUCAGCGUGCAUUUGCAUAGCGAAUAUUCCUUCAAGUAAACAGAAAAAGAACUUACAGCUUUUCUGGACUACAGUAUCUGAAUGAGAGACCAGGGUUGAUAGAAUAUUGAAAAAACAGUGGCACCAAAAGACAGUUCUGCAUAACCCUACUGAAUGUUGGAAUUUCUCAGAUUAAAUGACCCUUAACAUUACAGGUGACUUUCAAGCAGGUUUUUUUUCAUGUAACUUAUAAAUCAAAGGAAGCAGGUGGUGGUCAAUUGUUGUUCGUGCUAUACAGUAAUUUAUUAUCAGGUAUUAAAUCAAAAUCAAAUUUAAAACAAAUCAAAUGCUGCACAUGAGGUGAUACUUGGAACCUAACCAUUUUCAGCCAGAUGUGAUAAAACCUGCUCCGUGCAUGAGCAGCCUGGGCAAAAGCUUGCUUGUUCAUCUGCUCUAAUGCGUUGCACUUCAAUCAAGUCCAAAAGACGAUCACAAAGAAACAGGGUCUACGUUUUACUUACUGUGCUUAAAAGAUAAUAAUUAGAAAGCGACUCCUUUCCAUGUUUUUUUAUAAAUCGGAAUAAUUAUCACAAUUCCCCACUCUUGGAAUUGAGGGGAAUGCUUUAUAAAGGUAAAUAGGCCCAGAGUGGCAUCCACCACUCUAUCCUGGUCUUCAUUGCUUCGGCUGGGAUAAAAAUCAGUGCCUGGUGCUUGGUCGAGGGUAGAAGGUGUAUGGGAGAAUUCUCCCACUGGUAAUGUGGCUUAGUAACUGUCAUAUAAACAAAUCCAAGGGCGGACUGCUCUGUCUGCUCUAAAGAGAUGGGGUUCUCUCCAGUACACCAAAAGUGCAUAGCACCUUUGCUAUGUUAAUGUGAAUGUGAAGGAUACAAUGGGAUUUCCAGGAGGAAAUCCAGAAUGUAACAACUUUGAAUUACCUUUAAAUAGGUUUCAUAUUUGGAAGCAUAGUUGCCUGUUGCCUUUUUUUUUCUUAAUAAAUCUAAUCCAAGGUCAGAGAAAAUUUUACCUUCACUGUUCAUCUCCAGUGCUGAUUGCCACUGGAGAGAUUGGAUAGUACAGGUAGUCCUCAAGUUAUGACCAUUUUGCAUCAGGAGAACGGAGUAUGCUGUUUGGAGUACAGCACAAACAGCCUCAGGAAGAAGGCCUGGCAUGGCCAGCAGCUGCCUCGUGUAGGGCCAGGCCAGGCGCACCUUGUUAGCAGUGGGAGGAAGACAGCUAAGGUCAGCUGGGGUGGCACUCCUUGGCGGUCGCAGCCCUGGGGCUGAAGUUGAGGCCUGAGGGCAAUGGCAGCCAGCUGAGACUGCUAAAGGCCCUGGGCCUACUUCAGCCCCAGCACCACCAUUGCUGCUGAAGAGUACCACUGUGCAGGGCAGCCAAAAGGGCAGAGAUGGAGGGGAGGUAGGUGGGUGGAGUUCAAGAGGAGGCAGUCCCUUACCAAGGUUCAGGGCUGGGAGAGACCAAGCUGGGAAUGGCUUGUAUUGGGGUGGAUCCCCACCUAAUGAUCGGUGAGAUUCGGUUAACAGUGGCAACAGAGAGUGCUGGGAUUGCCAUUGCUAAGCAAUGCGGUCACAUGAAGUUUUGCCUAAUGACUGCAUUGCUUAGUGAUGAAAAUUCCAGUCCCAAUUACUGUUGUAACUCGAGGACUACCUAUAAUACGCUGUGUCAGCCUUCCCAGAUAGACCAGACAGGAAACACAACCAGAUGAGCUAAUUCUACUUUACUGUAAAGCUACAUUAACAGAAUCUUGCAAGUGUCAAAGUACAAAUCUCCUGACAUCUCUUUUACAGCCUGAUAAGUUAGGGAGGUUCCUUUCUGAGUUUCUUUCUCUGCCCAUUAUGCAGCUGCAGGCUAUGCCCUUUCCAAUCUGUUCAUUCCUUACACAGCAUGUCUUCCUCCUGUCUCCCAAGGUCAUUCCCACAUAUCAUUACACAAUGUCAGAAGUUUUUAAAUGGAGCCAAUUAGUUGACAGUUCGGCAGCAAUCUCAAGAUUGAGAGUUGGCUCCCCAUCCUGCUCUUUGGCAUAUAAUUUAGAAACAUGGUCUUUCUAUACAGCUGUGAAGAUGGGACAGUCUUGACGUGUCUAAUCUCAUGGAAAGACCAUCUGGUGAGCAUUCACCAGAGUAAGGAAGGAUUCUCUCUACAACAGAAAUUAAUCCCAAAUGCAUUGGUUGCCUUGUUUCUGAUUAUUAAAAGGUUUAUAAGAUUUCUUUUGCUGCAGCAACUCAGAUGUCAUGAUGGACAUUGGUUCAGUUCAAUUUGAUAUUUCUGAAAGGCCUUAAAAAAGCCCCCCCCCCUUUUUUUUUUUCUAUUUCAGAAAUCAUAGUCAAACGGUUGGUUAUGUCUUCACACACACUUCUGUCAGUUUCUUGAUUUGGAAGUCAUCAACAGAGGACAUAGGUGGGGGAGAACCAUUUAAAAUGAACAUAUUCUAGUCCGAAAUGACACCUCUUCCUGGUUUCCUUCCCUUUUGAUUUUUAGAGUGUAUUGCAAAUGCCUUACAAAAGAAAGCAAACUUUAGGGAAGAAUGCCCCAAGUUUGGGAAAAAGAAUGAAAAAGGUACAGCCCAUGGGGACUGGAAAUAGGGGAAAAGUUUGCAGGAUGCAGUUUGCUUUUUCUUGCACCUAGACUUUUCAAGCUAUUUCCAAAUAAAAACAGUUACAAUAGGUGUCCCCCUCUCCGCAAUAGUUCAUGUAGUUCAUAUUUACACCAAACAGCAUUCCAGGAUUAAAUUCUCCUUAAGUUUAUCUGUUCUAAUGUGUGUAAAUAUAAAAUCAGUUACGUUACUUAGUAAGAGCAACAGUUCAAGUUUAUUCUUGACAAGAGGGCCUUAAUCUCACGCUGAUUGCUGUGGUUGCCCCUUGUUUCUUCAACUGCAGGGGUUAGUUACAUGACGCCAUUUGAUGGAGCCUCCUGACCACCAACAGACUUUUUUGUAAAUGAACAUAAUUUGAGAGAUGCAUGUGCUUCUGUGAUAUCUCACAAUAUUUUGGUUAGUUAAAAUACUUUGUUUUAAAAUUAAUAUUCAUAUUUUGGCCCUUAGGACAUCAUAUAAAAUGGUUCCUGCAACCUCAAAAGAUUGCUGACCCCAGCUGUUGAUGUCUCUUUACAGUUGCUCCUUUUAAUGCAUGUUUCUGUGCAUCUGGGUAAUUUUCGCUGUAAGAUUUUAGCUUUAAUCUGAAUGUGACCGUGAUUUUUUUUAAUUUGUUCAAAUUUCAGUUCUGUGUGAGCACAGAAAACAAAAUGGUUAUAGGCAAAGACCCAAUGUAUAUUCCAUGUUAUUCCAUCUGUCUUUAUGAAUUGAAUGAAGCAAGUGAUGAUUUGCCCUUAUCACAGAAGUGAAAUGAAUCAUUGCUGCUUCACGCUCCAUUUUUCCUACAUGUUCUGUAUAUGGUGGGAAGUAAUAACCCAUUUUUUCUAUAAGUGCACUUGAUAACAAGCAUAGGGAAAUGUGUAAGUAUGAAGCAGAUCAUUAGAUUUUGGUUCCUUCCUGUGGUGCCAGAGAAUGUCAAGUGUCCUGAGAUCACUGAAUCUUUUAGAAGUCUCUGAUGACAUGAGAAAUUGUUCUGCACACAUUCCUGUGAUAUGAAUGAGAUAAACAAGAAUGCAACUGUUCGAAAGAUGUUUUACAUGGUUCCUCUGCAGCAGUACCAUAUUCCAGCAUUGCAGAAAGAUAGUCUGCCUUAAGAGUGUCCAGGCACUGUUAAAAUCUUAAUACAUUUACCUUGAGUUGCUUGAUUAUUGUACUUUCAGUCAUUAAGUCUGUAAUUCAAGGUAAGCAGCACAGGAGAGUGGAUACUGAAACCAAAAAUGUAUCUUUUCUGGAGUUUGGUUUUUCAUUCAUAAAUGUGGUGACAUAAUGUCUUCUAAAAGGGCUUCAGAAUUAACUUUAUUUUAUUAGAAGAAAGCUCAGAAUUUAAAUUGAUUCCAUAUACAUUGUGUUGGCUUCUGAAAGAUCUGUGCACUAAGUGAUAACAGGGUAUUUAGGCUUGUUUUAAAAAAUUAUAAAUUGCUGGGUGAAUAGAUUAGAUUUCCUUCUUGUGGUUUGGGGAAGGUAGUCCUAAUUCCUAUUUGUCUUGCUUAUUCAAACAGAGUUGUUAAAGAUACAUUUUGAUGUUUUCAUUAAAUGUCGGUAUAAUAAUUCUUGGAUCUACGCACAAACUGGUAUGGUUUCUAGGUAAUGGAAAGUUUAUACAUAUUUGCUGAGGUUGUACUGAGGAUGUUCUAUUUUAAAAAAAAAUAAACAACACUUACAAACA